Molecule: messenger RNA, 537 nt
Organism: Helobdella robusta
Lineage: Eukaryota; Metazoa; Annelida; Clitellata; Rhynchobdellida; Glossiphoniidae
Exons: 3
Coding region: 1-537 (178 amino acids)
Biological process (GO): biological process involved in interspecies interaction between organisms
Cellular component (GO): external side of plasma membrane
Molecular function (GO): carbohydrate binding
Source: RefSeq, a predicted model, not a curated record
AUGGAAUUCCACGAUGAUGCCAAACUCUGCCAACUCUACCCGCCAUCGCUGGCUGCACUAAACAAGGCCUUCAGAAAAACUGCCGAGUGUCCAUCUGAUUUCAUGUAUGAUCACCAAACCGGCAAGUGCUACAAGCUGAUAGCCAAGAAGGCAACGUGGUUGGACUCAAGGUUGGCAUGCAACGCUCUGGGUUCGCACCCCGUUAUUGCUGCGUCUUCAUCUGAUACAAAAACUCUUAUCAACUUUAUGGAGUUGCCUAGCCUAGCCACAAACAUGACCUACUGCGGAUACACCUUCUGGUCGUCGGGAAUGGGAUUUUCCCCACCGACCAACCUAACCUACGUUUGGCGUCCGUAUGCGACGAAAUCCAAGGACGUCUACCUGCCGAUGAAGUAUACGAAUUGGGAUUUGACCCAGCCGGAUAAUGCCGGCGGAAUCGAAGGAUUCGUGCACAUAAAAGCCAGAAAGAGUGCUAACUGGAAUGACCUGCCAAACAGUAACCUACUGUGCGUUCUAUGCGAGGUAGAUAUGGAUUGA